GUUUUUUCAUCAUUUUCCCGUAGUCCCGUGUCGCGACGAGCGCGUGUCUUUCUGUCUACAGUCUUCGUAGUUCGCGUGAUCUUCGGUGUCUGUCAUUGUCUGUGAAGUGUCUAUUGUCCGGUUUCCGGUCGAGAACGCCACUGAUCGCUGUCGUCGUCUAAAUGGCCGAUCGUCUCACCCAACUCCAAGACAUUGUUAAUCAACAAGCAGAUAACUUCUGCAACAGCAUUGGAAUUUUACAACAGUGUGCUUUACCUUCUAAGUUUUCUAACUUUGACCGAAACGGAUCUCAAACACCACAACAACAAGAAGAUUAUACAAGCUUAUUUUCUUCACUUAUAACUCGUUGUGCUAAAGAUAUUGACGCAUUAAUUGAAUCACUGCCUAACGACGAUACUUCUACAGAUUUGCAAGUUGCAAGUUUGAGGAGAUUAGAACAAGAUAAUCAGUUAGCUGCUGAACGUUUAGAAGAAGUAGUUAGAAAAGGUGAACUUCUUCUUGAACAAAUACAAGCUGCUCUCUCUGAUAUUGCUCAACAGCAAUUAGAUAUUCAGCAAAGUAGUGAUAACAAUACGUGUUAAUAAAAACUUAUUAUUAUUACAAUGAAAGUUAAAAAUAAAAAAAAUGUUGCUAAAGCCAUUUCUGCUAUCAGUAAGACACAUAAAAUUAAAAGAAACAAAAUAAAACGUUUAACAGAAAAAAAA
This is a messenger RNA of Rhopalosiphum padi (bird cherry-oat aphid), 704 nucleotides long. It is a transcript of the gene MED21, whose product is annotated as mediator of RNA polymerase II transcription subunit 21. Gene Ontology annotation, cellular component: mediator complex. The transcript is spliced from 4 exons. The record is from RefSeq and is a predicted model, not a curated record. Gene Ontology annotation, biological process: regulation of transcription by RNA polymerase II. Lineage: Eukaryota; Metazoa; Arthropoda; Insecta; Hemiptera; Aphididae. Gene Ontology annotation, molecular function: transcription coregulator activity. The coding region runs from base 162 to 581 and encodes 139 amino acids.